Molecule: messenger RNA, 210 nt
Organism: Prunus armeniaca (apricot)
Lineage: Eukaryota; Viridiplantae; Streptophyta; Magnoliopsida; Rosales; Rosaceae
Source: the annotation of a GenBank genome assembly
AUGACACAACGAAGAACUAACUUUGCCAAGCAGCAUUUGUUUGGAAAGGGACUUCCUCUCGGUCCUGGCGCCUACCAUUUCGUUAAGCAUUUCGCCUUCCUGAAAACAAAAGAAAAGCUACAAAGGCAGAAUCCUCUCGGCCUCGCAACCGCAGUAUUGAAAGCCGAAGCCGAAGGCCGUAAAAGACACGGCCGAAGAAGCUAUGGUUAA